AUGCACCUACUGCUUCUGCUGCUACUGCUGCUGCAGCCACUGCAGCUUCAAGGGGGAGCCCGUCAGUUCGCUUCAUAUGGUAACAUAAGUGAAGAAUUUUUAGAAUAUUUGGAGGAAGUUCGGGGUACAGGGCCUACCAGACCACCCACCAAAAAGAAAAUUGUACAGAUGUUCAUGGCUGAACCUGGAAGACCUUUAACGGACAGGGGUUAUUGUUCUGAUGAAAUGAAGUUUAAAAAUGUUCAUUAUAGGUUCCAGUGUGUGACAGAACAUUACUUCAUCGAUGUGUCAUAUGAGGAGAUGAAAAUGAUGUGUAGCAACCCAGUAGUGCCAUGUAAGAAUGGAAUUGAAAGAUGUAGGAAAAGCAAUCAAAUAAUACAUGGAGUGUAUUGUAAUUUCAUGCAAGGAGACAGAAUGCCAGACUGUCAAUAUGAAUCUUUUUACAGGAAAGGAUAUGCUCUUAUCACUUGUCGAUGGAAAAAUGAAACCCAAGAAUUUAUUCCUGAUGGUGUAAAUGAUAUAGUCGCACCUGACUAA
This is a messenger RNA of Propithecus coquereli (Coquerel's sifaka), 537 nucleotides long. It is a transcript of the gene RNASE9, whose product is annotated as ribonuclease, RNase A family, 9 (non-active). The coding region runs from base 1 to 537 and encodes 178 amino acids. NCBI's taxonomy places the organism in Eukaryota, Metazoa, Chordata, Mammalia, Primates, Indriidae. The transcript has a single exon. The record is from RefSeq and is a predicted model, not a curated record. Gene Ontology annotation, molecular function: nucleic acid binding.